AGCCAUACCAUUGGUUGUCGAGAAAAUAGGCGCGCAAGUACAGCCAAAGUAUCACGGAGCCAUUAAAUUCGUUUAAGUUCGACAGUUUUUGAACAGUUUCAAAGGACUGCUUUAAGAGCUGAAUUGAAUUCAAAGGUUAAUGUUUUUUGCUUAUGCAGUGAAUAAAUUUUACUAGAAGCAACGUGAAGAUUAGGAAGUCAAAUGCCAUCCACGCGAACUCGUACAGCAAAAGUGGAACAAUCUGUUACCACCAGAUCUAGGGCGCAAAAGAGAAAUAAUGUGACUGGAGAGGUGACUAAAUCGGCAGAGAAAAUUGGACAACGAAAGAGAAAAGGGAAGUCUUCUAGUGUUAAAGAAAAAUUGGAAAGUAAUAUUGAACAAAAUGUUAAAAAAGAUUCACUGGAUACGAGAAAAACAUUUAGCAAAUCUGUAAAGAAACAAGUUUCUCAUCGGAGACUUAAUUUAGAGACAGAACUUGAUGUUAAAUCUGUAGCACAAGAAAAUAAAAACACAGAUUUCAAGCAAUUAGUCACAGUAUCAAAUGACAGGCGUAGCAGUAAUAUCUCUAUGAGAGAAUUUGUCACAAAUGACAUUUCUCAAUCUAGUAUGUUGGGAUCUAUAAAUUCAAACAAAAAAUAUCGAAGAAAAAUGAUUGAAGCAGAUGUAAAAACAUCACCUAUUACAGUUACUCCUAAAAACACUCCUCCUAAGCUCAGUCUAACUCCUCACAGAUCCAAGAAAACACCAAAGAAAUCACCAAUUUCCUUAGGUUCUCCAAAGACCCAUUCCCUAGCUGUUCCAAAAUUACUUAAAAGUCCAAGAAAGUUGUCUCUCAUUGCUGUAUCUGAGGAGAAUACAAACAAGAUUGAUAAUGAAAAUAGGAAAUCACAAAGAACCAAAAAAGACGGGUUUAGCAAUAUUCCUAUAUCCAAUAAAAGUUUAUUACCAGUAGCAAAAAAUAAACACAAGAAGUCAAGUAUAAAUUUGAAAGCAAUUACAGGUAGAUUUUCGAAAUCUCCAAAAAUAGUAUUAAAGUCUCCAAAAUCGAAGAAAUCAAAAUCAUCGAAAUUGAAGUUGUUAUUUCCAUCUCAAGGUAGAAAAAGUUUGUUGAAGACUGUGUCUAUUGCAAAUACUAGUUUUAUGUCAGAUCUUGAUAAAGAAAAAAAUAUAUUAGCAAUGAAACAUCGAUUAUUAAAGAGGACAAGAUUAAAGAAUAUAUUGACAGCUUCACAAGUGAAAGAUGUAUUAACAGAACCCAUAGUGUUAUUGGAGAGGCUACCAUUUGAAAUUUUACAAAAUAUGCUAACAAUUGCUAGAGAGACUAAAUCAGAUACCAAAUCUUUAAUCAACACAGGGAGCAGCUUUAAGAAAUCAAUAUCGAGAACUCGAAUGAGAUCAGAUGUGUCUACUAAACGAAAUUCAAGCAUUAAUUUAAGGAAUAGUAAUGAAAGAUCUGUUAAUAAUGUAUCACUAAGAAUUAAACAUAACACAUCAAUACAAGAGAAAGACAGAUCCAUAUCCUUAAUGUCAUCCACUCCACGAGAGAGAAAAAAGUUGUCAAUGGACGUGAGCUUGAUAUCAAAUACAUCCAUUGUAUCUGCAGCUAAUACAUCUCGUAGCUCAAAACGGAGGAAUCAAUCAAAUGUGCAAUUGUGUAGCAUGAAUAAUAGUAAAACUAUUGAAAAUGUAUCUCAAUAUUCUCUAUUUGAUGUUAGUGAUAUUAGUCAGUCUCAUCUUUCAAAUGCCAUGGAAUGGGAUGUUAUUUUUGACAAAAAUUCUGUGAUGAUGCAAGGAAAUAAAACGAAUGAUACUUAUGAACUAGAACAGCCACAGACACUAAGUCUGCGACAGAUGAUUAGGAAACGUUCUUCAAUGGAUGCAAAUUUAAGCUCGAAAGAAGAUGUUAAGAGAGCUAAAGUACAUUUUGAAAAUCUGAUAUCUGACAAAAGUACGUGUAAGUCAACUAAUAAACCAACUAAAUCGCAGUCACAUAAUGUAAGCUUACAAAGAAAUAAUAUGAAUUCAGCACACAAACUAAGGAAAAUUGAAACUCCAAAGUUUAAUCGAAACUCGUUGGUUUCUCCUGUCAAGACAAAAUCAAGUCUAAAAGCAAAUAGAGUAACAUCAAAAAUACAAUUGAAUAAAAAUCAAAUCACACCAAAAAAUUUUGCAUCUAUCGAAAAGAAAUCAGCGAAGAAAUCAUCAACAAAGAAAGUACCAAAUUUCGGAAGAAUACACGAAAAAAUGUUUGCCAAGUCAGAAUCGCUCCUAGAUGCGAAGAAGCGCUUGGAAAGCAGACACUUGGCAUUUACUGCGGAUAAAGCUUUCUCAAAAGUAGAUGUGAAGAAGGAUGAAAAGAAACCAUUACCAACUGACACAAAGGAUGGUACUCACAACAGAUUCGGCUUUAAAUUGAGAAAGGCCGAAGCUACGCAUAUAAUAUUGAAAAAACAAACUGUUUUCUCAAGACAAAAACAACAACAUGAAACACGGAUGAUGCUGAAAGGUGUACGCACAAAUCGACGUUUUGAACUGCAAAUGAAGGCUCGCAAUGUAAAUGCAUAAGUAUCUGUACUUUAUAUAAUAUCUGUAUUUUGAUCUUUAAAUAAUAUAAUUUAAUAUAAAUAUUUUACUCACAAAGUAUAAAAAUAUUUUUAUUAAUUUGUGUAUUAAUAUCAAAACUUUAGAAAGAUUUUCAAGAAAUGCAUUAAGUACACUGCUGUACACUUAACUAAUUUAUAUGAAUGUUCAGGAAAUAUAUUAAAAAUUCAGGAACGUAUGUAUCAUAUACUGUCUUUAUAUUUGUCUUGAAAAGAUUAAAAUAAUUUCUUUUACGUAUGAAAAUAAUUUAUCGAUCUGUAGAAAGAUAUUUGUUAAGUGAAUUUAUAUAG
This is a messenger RNA of Linepithema humile (Argentine ant), 2891 nucleotides long. Its product is annotated as myosin-2 heavy chain-like. NCBI's taxonomy places the organism in Eukaryota, Metazoa, Arthropoda, Insecta, Hymenoptera, Formicidae. The record is from RefSeq and is a predicted model, not a curated record.